Molecule: messenger RNA, 1378 nt
Organism: Erinaceus europaeus (western European hedgehog)
Lineage: Eukaryota; Metazoa; Chordata; Mammalia; Eulipotyphla; Erinaceidae
Exons: 7
Coding region: 1-1230 (409 amino acids)
Source: RefSeq, a predicted model, not a curated record
AUGCCAACCCUCACUGCCCUGUGCGCAGACCAGCCUCUGCCCUGCGAACGCAACCUUCGCACGCCGCGCGCUCGGCCCUUAUUGGCGGAGCGCACAAAGGGCGGCCACGUCGCACUCGCUGAUUGGUGCGCUCUGGGCUACGGCGCCCAGCCGUUGGUCGCCAAGGUUCCCACCGCGCAGAAGGAACAAACACUGCCUGAUCUUUUACAGUCGGACCAAGAUGUGUGCGGCCCACACUCGGAGGAGUUCCCUGAUGUGCAGCUCAUAAAAGUGGGCUUCUUCCCCAAGGGAAAGAGCCACUUCCCCGGAGAGAGGUUCCAAAGGAACGUAUUUAGCAGCGCUGGGGCAUCCCUGCCCCCUGGAUCCCAAGUAUCCACCGCGACCAUGCUGAGGCAGUUUUCUAGAGAGUUAGACAUCUCUUCUCCCACCAAGUCACCGUCGAAGAAAACGCCCAGCAUGGUCGCAGGGAAGAAAGGGGGCAGGUCUGGCCAUCAGCCCCGAGCUGCUGCAAGGAGGAAGGGAACAUCUCAGGACAAAAAGCCUUCAGGCCCGUGUUCAUCAAAAACAACCAUGGAACCACACCCACAGACCUAUGUCCUGAGCGAGCCCCUACCAUCGGCUGCCUUUCCUCCUAUUUCUGGUCUUCCAGCAUUUGGGGGUGCAGAGAAGUAUCCCAAAGCCCCCUCAGGAACCAAACCGUCCAAGCACGGCAGCCCUAGAAGAAAAUCUGUACACAUAAGCAGAGAGCUGGAGCUGGCGGCCCAAGAAAACAACAGCCCCAGUAAAGAGCUAACUCCAAAGGGCCAACUUUACGUACCUGGACCCGGGCCAUCUUCUAUGCCCCUGCCUCUGCCCCUGCCCCUGCCCCGCAGAAGGCACAGUGGAGGGCACAGCUAUCCGGAGCGCAAGACCAUGCCUUGCCAACAGGAAAGAGAAUCAUCACUGGCUCUGCUUAGGACCCUGGAAAGCCCCAGGCCUGGGUUGUCUGCCCCUGUAGGUUGCCCACGGCCAAUUCAUGCAUCACUGGAAAAGCUGCAGCUCUCCCCAGCAGCCCCAUUCUGCCCUCAGUGUGUGGUGCUGCAGAAGGAAAUCGCAAGCCUGAAAGACCAGCUUGCGAGUAUGCAGAGUCUCAUCGACAAGUUCCAAGUCCUUCAGAGUGAGUGGAACACAUUCAUGCGGAUCCUGAAGUCCGGGGGCCGGGGGCCAGCCCCUGAAGGGGCUCCUCACUGAUGCUGCUCUUUCACAGCUGGAACACAGGGCCCAUUUGUGAACCCUGGAACUCCCCUACAGUCCCCCUAUUCUCAUCAGAUGACCCCACUCCUUCCGGGGGUGUUGACUCCUGGAUCUCACUCAUUGUCCCAAUAAAACGCCUCUCAGA